This is a messenger RNA of Insectozyma verbasci, 1101 nucleotides long. The record is from the annotation of a GenBank genome assembly. Lineage: Eukaryota; Fungi; Ascomycota; Pichiomycetes; Serinales; Debaryomycetaceae.
AUGUCUCAAUUAUUUUUAUCAUCUACAAUACCGUUUAAUUUACAUCCACAUGAAAUACAACCACAUAUAAAAGAUCAAGAUAAGAAAAAACCACCACCGGCUCAAAAUAAUAAUAAAGGUCAUGAAGAACUGCUGGAUAAUUCGCCAAUUUGGCAUUGUAUGUUAGCUGGUGGGUUUGGUGGAGUUGUAGGUGAUUCAGCAAUGCAUUCAUUAGAUACUGUUAAAACUAGACAACAAGGAUUUCCGUAUAAUCCAAAUUAUAAAAAAAUGAUAUUUGCAUACUCAACAAUAGUCAGAGAGGAGGGUUUUUUCAGAGGUCUCUAUGGUGGUUAUACUCCCGCUGCCUUAGGAUCAUUUCCGUCAACGGCUGCAUUUUUCGGAACUUAUGAAUAUUCAAAAAGGUUGAUGAUUAACAAUUGGCAUUUAAAUGAGACAUUAAGUUAUUUUAUAGCUGGUGUUUUAGGAGAUUUAGCAUCUUCAAUUUUUUAUGUACCUUCAGAAGUGUUGAAAACAAGAUUACAAUUACAAGGAAAAUAUAAUAAUCCUUAUACUAAAGAAUGUGGAUAUAAUUACAAAUCAUUAAUUGAUGCAAUUAAAACAAUUUAUAAAACAGAAGGGUUGAAAGCAUUUGUAUUUGGUUAUAAAGAAACCUUGUUUAGAGAUUUACCAUUUAGUGCUUUACAAUUAACGUUUUAUGAAAAACUAAGACAAUUGGCUAUUUAUUAUAAUCAUAAUUCGAAUGAUUUACCUGUAUCUAUUGAAUUAUUAGCUGGUGCAGGUGCUGGUGGAUUAGCCGGAAUAUUGACAACACCAUUAGAUGUAAUUAAAACUAGAAUACAAACUCAAACUAAUAAUUUUUUUAAUUUAAAUAAAACAAACACCAAGAUAAAACAAAAUCCCUUGGUCAGGUUUAUAAACAAAUAUGAAACAUCAAGAGCGAUAUAUUCAAUUUAUAAAACUGAAGGUAUAUUAGGUGCUUUUUCAGGUGUUGGUCCUAGAUUUAUAUGGACUGGUAUUCAAUCUUCAAUCAUGUUACUAUUAUAUCAAAUAUCAUUAAAACAGCUAGAUUCUUACUUAAAUAAUAAUGAAAAACUAAUGUAA